CACACUUGAAGGCUUCCUUGGAACACGGAUUGAAGAUGGCCGAGCAAGACUCAACUGGCCCAGAAGCAGGAAGAAGACCUAAUGAUGUGAAGAUUGGAAGCAGAGAGGAAUUCUGGGAAACAAUGGUUCAGAAGGUCCAGGAUGAGGACAUGGUCAUCUUAGAUGUGCAGCUCCAGCAUUUCAGGCAGCUCCGCUACCAGGCAACUGAGGGCCCCCGAGAAAUCUGCAACCAACUCCACUCUCUUUCCCGUCGGUGGCUGAAGCCAGAGCAACACACGAAAAACCAAAUCCUGGACCUGGUGAUCCUGGAGCAGUUCCUGACCAUCCUGCCAGCAGAAAUGGCGAGCUGGGUGAGGGAAUGCGGAGCGAAGACCAGUUCUCAGGCGGUGGCCCUGGCAGAAGGCUUCCUCCUGAGCCAGGCAGAGGACCAGAAGCAGGAAGGGCAGCAGGCACAGAGUCUGUUUGCAGAAGUGAGACAUGACUUCCCUGCAGCAGAGAGGGCUCCAUCAGACGCCAGGCAGUGCCCCUUGCAAAGGGGGAUCAAGCAGGAGGGUGAUGGAUGUGCCUCCUUGCAGGGGGAAGGAAUGACACUGGGAAUGGACGUUGAGCCAUCUCUUCUUCUUUGUGAUGGAGUGGAACCUGAUCAGGGUCUGGUGACUUUUGAGGAGGUUGCUGUGUACUUCACGGAGGAGGAGUGGGCACUCCUGGAUCCUGACCAGAGAGCCCUGCACAGGCAGGUCAUGCAGGAGAUCCAUGGGAUUGUGACCUCUCUCGAGGGUGAGAGAUGGGAAGGGAAGAAAAAGAGAGAACCAUCUCGGAUAUCACCGAAAAGAGACAAAUGCAUAAAUAGCAAACAGCAGAGAAGGAAUGUAGAUCAGGAUUUGAGAAAUAAUUCCAUUGCUUCUCAAGGUAAUGGCUACUAUGAUAUCACGAUCCAAGAAAAAAUACAUAAAAGACAGAAGAAUAAGAAUAAGUUCGAAAUGCAAAGGAAAAAAUGCAAUUGUGAAUCCAGUGUUAAAGCUCAUUGCAAAAGUCACACAUUUAAAUGCCUGAAAUGUGGAAAAAGCUUCAGUCAGAAGAAAAAUCUCAUUCGGCAUCAAAGAACUCAGACACUGAAGAAAACAUAUAAAUGUUUGGAGUGUGGAAAGAGCUUCACUUGUAAGGGAGCCCUCACUUCUCAUCAAAGGACUCACACAAGGGAGAAACUAUAUAAUUGUUUGGAGUGUGGAAAGAACUUCAAUCACAAGUACUCUCUCGCGGACCAUCAAAGAAUUCACACAGGGGAGAAACCAUAUCAUUGUUUGGAGUGUGGAAAGAGCUUCAGGAAGAAAGAAUAUCUCCUAUCUCAUCACAGAACUCACACAGGAGAAAAACCAUAUCAUUGUUUGGAAUGUGGAAAGAGCUUCAGGAAGAAAGGACAUCUCCUAUCUCACCACAGAACUCACACAGGAGAAAAACCAUAUGAUUGUUUGGAGUGUGGAAAGGGCUUCAGACACAAGUACUCUCUCUUGGAACAUCAAAGAAUUCACACAGGGGAGAAACCAUAUCAUUGUUUGGAGUGUGGAAAGAGCUUCAACAAGAGGAAAUGUUUUAUUUUACAUCAAAGAAUGCACGAGGGGGAGAAAUCAUAUCAUUGUUUGGAGUGUAGAAAAAGCUUUAGUCAGAAGGAACAUCUCACUUCUCAUCAAAGAACUCACACAGGGGAGAAACCAUAUCAUUGUUUGGUGUGUGGAAAGAGCUUCAGUCACAAGAACUAUCUUAUGAAACAUCAAAGAACUCACACAGGGGAGAAACCAUAUCAUUGUUUGAAAUGUGGAAAGAGUUUCAGUCAGAGGAAAUAUUUUACUCAACAUCAAAGAACUCACACAGGAGAGAAACCAUAUAAAUGUUUGGAAUGUGAAAAAAGUUUCAGUCAAAAGUCUUCUCUCACUCAUCAUCAAAAAACACACACAGGGGAGAAACCAUAUAAUUGUUUGGAGUGUAGAAAGAGCUUUAGUGAGAAGAGAAAACUUACUUCUCAUCAAAGAACUCACUCAGGGGAGAAACCAUAUCAUUGUUUGGAGUGUGGAAAGAGCUUCAGUGAGAAGGGAACUCUUAUUUGUCAUCAAAGAACUCACACAGGGGAGAAACCAUAUCAGUGUUUGGACUGUGAAAAGAGCUUCAGUCACAAGGGAACUCUUAUUUGUCACCAAAGAACUCAUACGGGAGAGAAACCAUAUCACUGUUUGGAGUGUGGAAAGAGCUUCAGUCACAAGGGAACUCUGACUUCACAUCAAAGAAUUCACACAGGGGAGAAACCAUAUCAGUGUUUGGAGUGUGGAAAGAGCUUCAGUGAGAAGGGAACUCUUACUUGUCAUCAAAGAACUCAUACGGGAGAAAAACCAUAUCAUUGUAUGGAGUGUGGAAAGAGCUUCAGUCGGAAGCUAAUUCUCACUCACCAUCAAAGAAUUCACAAAAAUGAGAAACCAUAUCAUUGCUUAGAAUUUGGAAAGAGGAAAUAUCUCAGUUGUCAUUAA
This is a messenger RNA of Elgaria multicarinata webbii, 2516 nucleotides long. Its product is annotated as zinc finger protein 345-like. Gene Ontology annotation, molecular function: RNA polymerase II cis-regulatory region sequence-specific DNA binding; DNA-binding transcription factor activity, RNA polymerase II-specific. The record is from RefSeq and is a predicted model, not a curated record. The transcript is spliced from 5 exons. Bases 36 to 2516 code for a protein of 826 amino acids. Gene Ontology annotation, biological process: regulation of transcription by RNA polymerase II. NCBI's taxonomy places the organism in Eukaryota, Metazoa, Chordata, Lepidosauria, Squamata, Anguidae.